Molecule: messenger RNA, 935 nt
Organism: Arvicola amphibius (Eurasian water vole)
Lineage: Eukaryota; Metazoa; Chordata; Mammalia; Rodentia; Cricetidae
Gene: Hscb
Product: HscB mitochondrial iron-sulfur cluster cochaperone
Exons: 5
Coding region: 35-721 (228 amino acids)
Biological process (GO): protein complex oligomerization; [2Fe-2S] cluster assembly
Cellular component (GO): mitochondrion
Molecular function (GO): protein-folding chaperone binding; ATPase activator activity
Source: RefSeq, a predicted model, not a curated record
UGCGAAGACCCAGGCCAGACAGGCUGCUGUCCCAAUGUGGAGCUCCGGCGCCCGGGCUUUGCUUUGCGUGUGGGAGGUGCGACUGGCUGGGUUCCUGGGUAGGAGCUUGCUGAGCACCAAUGCUGCCUCGGGGAAGAGCAAGGCGCGGCAGUGCUGGAACUGCGGCCGCGCAGGGUGUGUGGAGAGUGGGGAUGGGUUCUUCUGCGAACACUGCCGCGCGUUGCAGCCUCCUGACCCGACUCGGGACUACUUCAGCCUCAUGAAUUGUCACCGAUCCUUCAAGGUUGACAUCGUGAAACUUAAGCACAGGUACCAUCAACUACAAUGUCUCAUCCAUCCAGAUUUCUUCAGCCAAAAGUCUCAGACUGAAAAACACCUCUCGGAGAAGCAUUCGGCCCUACUGAAUGAUGCCUAUAAGACUCUCCAGGCUCCCCUGAGCAGGGGGCUAUACCUUCUAAAGCUCCAAGGAGUAGAAAUCCCUGAAGAGACAGACUAUGGAACAGACAGUCAGUUCCUUGUGGAAAUAAUGGAAAUCAAUGAAAAACUCGCACACGCUCAAAGUGAGGCUGUCAUUGAGGAGAUAAAAUCCACUGUCAAAGAAUUGGCCCAGAUGUGUGUGGAGGCUGAUACAGAACCUGCAAGCGAGAUCUGGAGCGGGAAGGUGUUUUUGUACAUGUGUGCUUGCAACACAACCCUAAGGACUCGAGUUCAGUCCAGAUGACUCCCAUAAGUCGUCUCUGGCUUCACACAGGUGCUGUGGCACUCGGUCUUUCUUGCUCGCUCUCUCUCGCGCUAAGUAAAUGUCAUUUUUUUUAAAUUUUAAAGGUGGAUGUCGCCUGAAGAAUAACAUCCAAAUGACUUCCAACCUUGACACACUUGUACAGGCACAGACACUCAAACAUGCGCGUAUGCGCCUGCAAACACACGUUACAUAC